UCCUAAUAUUUCUUCCUCCUCCGUUCACAGAAGCUGCUACAGUUGCAGAACUUCAAUACACUCAUGGCGGUUGUGGGCGGCCUCAGCAACAGCUCCAUCUCUCGUCUCAAAGACACGCAGGCCCACAUCAGUGCAGAGACCAACAAGGUUUUUAACAACUUAAUUGAACUGGUGACAUCAUGUGGCAACUACAGUCAGUACCGCAAGCGUUUUUCUGAAUGCUCCGGCUUCCGAUUCCCAAUUCUUGGCGUGCACCUGAAAGACCUGAUAGCCGUGCAUGUGGCACUGCCAGACUGGGCCGACAAAGAGAAGACACGAGUCAACCUGGCAAAAACCCAGCAGCUGUACGCUAUCCUUCAAGAGCUGGCGCUCAUCCAGGCCACGCCACCUAACGUCGAUGCCAACACAGACCUGCUCAACUUACUUACA
Neolamprologus brichardi is the source of this 429-nucleotide messenger RNA. Lineage: Eukaryota; Metazoa; Chordata; Actinopteri; Cichliformes; Cichlidae. The record is from RefSeq and is a predicted model, not a curated record.